Messenger RNA from Penicillium malachiteum, 660 nucleotides. RefSeq names its product p24 family protein. The transcript has 3 exons. NCBI's taxonomy places the organism in Eukaryota, Fungi, Ascomycota, Eurotiomycetes, Eurotiales, Aspergillaceae. Gene Ontology annotation, biological process: endoplasmic reticulum to Golgi vesicle-mediated transport; Golgi organization; intracellular protein transport. Bases 1 to 660 code for a protein of 219 amino acids. The record is from RefSeq and is a predicted model, not a curated record. Gene Ontology annotation, cellular component: Golgi apparatus; endoplasmic reticulum-Golgi intermediate compartment; COPII-coated ER to Golgi transport vesicle.
AUGGGUUCCUCUCCAUUCACAAUGAGGUCAAUCUUGGCUCUCUUUUUGCUUGUCAUUCAACUCGCUACCGCCCUGAAAUUUGACCUCCCUGCCUCCUCCGCCAACGGCAAGAAUGAGCGAUGCAUCCGCAACUUCGUCUCAAAGGACCAGCUGGUCGUAGUCACUGCCGUCGUGAGCGGUUCCAAGGGUGACGGCCAGCGCGUCAACAUGCACAUUAAGGAUUCCAUGGGCAACGACCACGGUCGUCCAAAGGAUAUUGUCGGUGAGGUCCGUCAGGCCUUCACCUCAGCCGCCGAUACUGCUUUUGAUGUGUGCAUGGAGAACCAGCUCGUCGGUCGUAACGCCAUCGCCAACCCUACCCGUGAAAUCGAACUUGACGUUGAGAUCGGUGCCGAUGCCCGCGACUGGAACAGUAUUCAGAUCCAGGAGAAGCUUAAGCCCGUUGAGACAGAUCUGCGUCGCAUCGAAGAGAUGGUUGCCGAUAUCGUUACUGAAAUGGAUUACCUCCGCACACGUGAGCAGCGUCUCCGUGAUACGAACGAGAGUACCAAUGAGCGCGUGAAAUGGUUUGCGUUUGGUACUAUGGGUAUGCUGGUUGGAUUGGGUGCGUGGCAGGUUGUCUACCUCCGUGCUUACUUCCGGUCUAAGCAUCUUAUUUAA